Messenger RNA from Neurospora tetrasperma FGSC 2508, 1012 nucleotides. RefSeq lists its product as uncharacterized. The record is from RefSeq and is a predicted model, not a curated record. The coding region runs from base 117 to 668 and encodes 183 amino acids. NCBI's taxonomy places the organism in Eukaryota, Fungi, Ascomycota, Sordariomycetes, Sordariales, Sordariaceae. The transcript has 3 exons.
UGCUUCUUCUUCUUUCUUGUCUCUCUUCUUGUGAUUCAUCCUGCUCCGUUUCCUCUUUUCAUAAUAACGUCCAAUCCAACCACCAAAACACCAUCACCAUCACAAACACCGCAAACAUGAAGGUCACCGCUGCCCUUUUCUCCCUCGCUUUCGCCAGCUUCGCUGCUGCCCAGGACCUUGGUAACCUCCCACCUUGCGCUACCGAAUGUGCCACCCCUUACCUCACCAACGGCAUCGGUAACUGCGGUCGCGACCCCAAGUGCAUCUGCACGGACGAGACCUUCAUCAAGGACAUCCAAUGCUGCCUUCUGGAGAAGUGCUCGGCCAGCGAUAUUGAUGCUGCCGCCGGUUUUGCUUCCACUUUCUGCAAGAACAACGGUGCCACAAACUUCCCUACCAAGGCCACCUGCGCGACCGUCGCUGCCACCGCCACCACCGGUGGCAGCGCUUCCGCUACCGCCGUAGUCACCACUGGUACCGGUACCGCUGCUGCCACUACUGUCACUGGUUCCAACAGCGCCGCCGUGUCCUCGGCCGUUAGCAGCAUUGAGAGCGCUGCCAGCAGCGCGGCUACCAGCACUCACACCAGUAACCCCGGCCCCAGACAGACUGCCGCUGCCGGUCUUGGUGCCAUUGGUGGUCUCAUGGCUGCCGUUGCCCUUCUUUAAGGGGUGAAUAUGGUUUUGGAAAUACUGUAUAAUGUAAUGGUCAUGGUGAAGUGACGGGACUUGGAUAUGCAUGAAGCAAAAGAUACGAUAUAAUGAAAUGUUAAUACCACGGCAACUUCGAUCAAGUACCGCUAUACAAUGCUUGUGUGACCACUCACUCAUCGAGCGAGCAAGCUUGAAGUCAACCCCCUCCCCACGUGUGCUGUCGGUUAAAUCAGCUGCUUGUCCUCGUAGGAUCGUAGGACGGCAACUGAUAUGAAGAAACCAAUGGUAACUGGCAACAAGAAUACACCAGGAGCUCAGUGCAGUCGCACAACCAACAGCCCUGCACCUCGACUUGUACG